This is a messenger RNA of Amphimedon queenslandica, 3190 nucleotides long. RefSeq names its product laccase-24-like. Gene Ontology annotation, cellular component: plasma membrane. NCBI's taxonomy places the organism in Eukaryota, Metazoa, Porifera, Demospongiae, Haplosclerida, Niphatidae. The record is from RefSeq and is a predicted model, not a curated record. Gene Ontology annotation, biological process: intein-mediated protein splicing; iron ion transport; multicellular organism development. Gene Ontology annotation, molecular function: oxidoreductase activity; copper ion binding. The transcript is spliced from 2 exons. The coding region runs from base 43 to 3057 and encodes 1004 amino acids.
UUCACUGAUCAAUCAUUCAGUCAGUCAGUUUGUGACAGAAUAAUGAUUCGGCUUUCAAUGCUACUUGAAGUCUUUUGUCUUCUUAUCCUCGUAUCUCAUCAGCAGGUUAUUGCUGAAGUUGUAACUUGCAAUCACAAUACUCCAGUAUGUGAAUGUACAGCUACUAAUCCUAAUGAUGUGUGUGAGUUUAGACUUGAUAUUGAGAUGCUGCAGACCUUCACCCGAUAUCUGCUUGAUGAGGAUGAAGACUCAAGGGGUACUGCAGGCAGUGUCUGGCGUAUUAAUAACGGAGAAUGGGAAAGAGUUAAUCCUAAAGACACACUCUGUGGUAGUUCUAUUGAUAGUACUAACUGCACUCAACCGUUUACUGUUGAUGGGUACACGUUUCGUUCCUUUAUAGCAGUCAAUGGACGUAUACCAGGACCAACACUCAUUGUAACUGAGGGUCAGUUGGUUAAAGUGAAUGUAAUCAAUAGAUUAGCAUCAGAGAGUGUAUCUGUACACUGGCAUGGGAUGCAUCAAAGGAACAGUAACUGGAUGGAUGGAGUGGAGCAUGUUACACAGUGUGGUAUACCUCCAGGGGCUAGUUUUACUUAUAUCUUUAAAGCUGAACAAUACGGGACUCACUGGUAUCACUCUCACAGUGGAGCUCAGAGAACUGAUGGACUCUUUGGAGCUCUCAUUGUUAAAGAGAAGGAGCAAGGUAAUCUACAAUAUACUGCCUUCCUGAACAAGUUAACUGAAAUGAACAUACAGCAGAAUACUUAUGUGGAUAAUCCUGGUGAACACACUCUCACUUUUCUUGACUGGCAGAAGUCAAGCUCACUGGAUCUCUUCACACUAAUACACUCAACCAUUAGAUACUUUGACAUUGAUAAAGUAUCAGAACUGUCUGGAUCAGAACCUGAUAGAACCCGUUCAUCAGAUAAUGCAGAGAUAGGGCCCGUGCCUUAUUGGUCUGGACUAAUAAAUGGAAGGGGAAGGCAUAAUGAUACUGACUACUCUAAUUCUAUUUUAAGUGACUUUAAUGUCACAGCUGGAAAUACGUAUCGAUUUCGUUUAAUUGGUGCUCAGAGUCUUUAUGCUUAUCGUUUCUCAAUAGAAGAUCAUAACUUAACAGUAAUAGCAACUGAUGGUCAGUUUAUUGAACCAGUGACAGUUGAUUACAUUAUAAUACACUCUGGAGAAAGAUAUGACUUCCUUUUACAAACAAAAGCAGAGAGUGACCUUGUCUCCACUCAGCAGUUCAUGAUACGUGCAGUUACAUUAAGCUUCACUGUAACAUCAACUUAUUUACAAGAACAGUCGGCAGAAGCUAUUCUCAAUUACAACAGUGAUGACACGCCAUCCAGUGAAUAUGCAGGUAUUGCAGCUAGAAGUCAACCUGUUGUUGAGAGAUGUACUUCUACUGAUGAGUGUGAAGCUCUUAACUGUCCAUUCAAGAAUUUUCCAGAUAAUUUCAACAUUAACUGUACUCAUAUUCAUCAAUUGCAGCUGCUAACUGACUAUCCUGGAGAUCUGCCUGAUGUUGCUACAACUGCAAAUAGUCCAAGAUUAUUCUUCAAUUUUGGUUUUGAAGGAACACGUCAGACCAGCACUAUUAAUGGCCGCAACCUAAAACUACCAUCAGCAUCACUGGCACAGCUUGAUGCAAGUGAACUAACUGGUAUUAGGAAUAAUGAAUAUUGUGAAGACGAGAAAAAUGAGAAUAAUGAAAAGAAGUGUGAUCGCGAUAACACAGAAGAAGUCAUAUCCCCUGAUUGCUACUGCACUCAUGUUGUUGAUGUGGAGGAUAGUCGUUCCUAUGAAUUAGUAAUAUCAGCCGUUGGACCAAACCCUAUGUCACUAGGCAACUUUCUAUUCGCUCAUCCAGUACAUCUUCAUGGACAUUACUUUCAUGUCGUUGAUAUCCAAUUUGGCAAAUAUAACGACAAUGGAGAACUAUCUGAUGGCAAUAGUGAUUUAAAUUGUGGAGGUGAUACACUAUGUGUUAAGCCUCGCUGGAGAAAUAAUAGAGAUUACUCUACACGUAAAGGAAUGACAGGCAAAAUUUCAUCUAAAGCCCCACUGAAGGAUACUCUGUUAAUACCAGCUGGUGGGUAUGCUGUUGUGUAUUUUAAAACUGAUAAUCCUGGUUGGUGGUUCCUACACUGUCAUAUUGAGGUACAUCAAUUGGAGGGAAUGGGAGUCAUCAUUAAUGAAGGAGGCUUUAAAACACCACCACCUGAUGGCAUGAAUAAAUGUGGAGACUUUCCACUGGCAACAGACCAGUUUAUUUCAGCAACUGCUGUUACUGCAUCACCAUCACCAGAACCAACACUAACAACAACAACAGUAGUGAGUACAGUAUUUAUGCCAACAACAAUUCAAAUAACACCAACAAACACCAACAGUGGUGGUGGUGGAGGUGGUGGUACUAAAUGCUUUCCUCCAGAUGCAGUAGUGCGUACAAGAAAUGGUCCAUUGCUCAUGAAAGAUGUUGAAAUUGGAAUGGAACUUUUAGCCUUGAGUUCUAACCAUGAACUAGUCUAUAGCCCAGUUAUAUUGAUGUUAGAUGUUGAUGACAUUAAACUAGCAAAUUAUACUAUCAUAGAGUCAUCAGGUAAUCACAAACUGACACUCACACCAAACCACCUUGUUCAUGCAAGUAAAACAAAUGACAUCUCAUCAUCUGUACCUAUAUUCGCUUCACAAGUGAAAAAAGGUGACAAGAUAUUUGUUGCUAAAUCUCCUGAUGUUAUUGAAGCAGUUGAAGUCGUUAGCACAUCAAGCCAAGUCAUCAAGGGUGCUUAUGCCCCACUGACAAGAGAAGGUACUGUGGUUGUUAAUGAUGUUGUAGCUUCUUGCUAUGCUGUUGUUAAUGAUCAUCAAUUUGCUCAUGCCACGUUUGGCCCAUUACGUUAUCUUUAUGAUACUUUCCACACUUCCCUCCAUAGCAAACAGAAGCAAGGGAUUGCUUGGUAUCCUUCAAUGCUCCAGUCACUAGGUAAAGUAUUCCUGGAUGACAGCAACUACAAGCCAAUGAAAGUUGAAGAUCUGAUCAAGAGCAGUGAUUAGUAUUUCGUAGAGUGAACUUUUACAAUUUGAUUAGUGUUAUAGGAACUUAUUAGUAUAUUUCUUGUCAUGCAUUUAGCUUUAACUGCAUGUUUCUUGCUGCAUUGAUUUUACAUAGAUCGUAUAUGGCUUCAUA